Molecule: messenger RNA, 2813 nt
Organism: Varroa destructor (honeybee mite)
Lineage: Eukaryota; Metazoa; Arthropoda; Arachnida; Mesostigmata; Varroidae
Biological process (GO): intracellular signal transduction; positive regulation of transcription by RNA polymerase II
Cellular component (GO): nucleus
Molecular function (GO): transcription cis-regulatory region binding; protein binding
Source: RefSeq, a predicted model, not a curated record
CCUGCAGUAUGUUCCAUGCGUAGUGAAGUGUUACGUACAGCUCCGAACUUAUAUUAUGCAUUCUGGAAGUUAAUCACAUAUGUAGUGCUCCAUAGGCAAAUACGGUGUAAUGAUUAACAAAAGUCUCGUAUGCGCAGCAAAAUCAGAUCCGAACCCUAAAGAAAGAGACGGAGCGCUCUGAUUUCUGCAUUUCCCUUCUCGGGCAUGUUUGUGUAAUUACUUACGGGCAGCUGUUCCAACCUGUCAUACGUCAUUCCCUAUGAUGAUAUUUGUGAACGUGUAUCUGCAACAAAUUUCUGCUUUAACCAAAGAUAUUUAUAAAUGAAAUACUUUUUCUAAAAAUCUCUAAAAACAGGCGAACGUAUAUUACUUUUAGUGAUGGUGUACUACUAACCGGGAGGCACAUCACAUCUCAAAAAAAGUUGAGCUAACGACUUCAUAAAAAUCGGCUUUCAAGAUACCUGCUGCGAAAAUAACGAACCGGAAAACACACUUAGUUUGGAGCACAACAAGUUGAAGAUCCGCCAAGAUAGCUUACAGAAUAUGCUUGUGUGUAUCUGCUUAUCGGUCCAUACAUGGCGCUUGCGGCAGGCAAGUCAACAGCAUGUGGCAUUGAGGUUGAGCUGGCCUCGUCGGCACUAGCUAAUCGCGAUUCAAAAGCGUUUGCUGCGGUCCUCCAACAAGCAGCUUCCCCAGCUUAUAUCGUUAACUCAUUAACAUCAUCUGGUCAAACAGUACUGGGCCUCGCAGUCUCAUCAGGAGAUGUUUUCCUUGUGCGACUCUGUUUAGAAAUUCCCAAUGGAGAAAAUGUUGACAAUCAACCCCGUACUGCUCGAAGUUUACCUAGUUCACCCGCCACGCAUCGUCGUAUUAAUGGGAAAAGACUACACAGCACUGGAAGGGUCCCAUCUAGUGCAUCUGCUUCCGAAGCUUGCGGAUCAGCAGGGGUUCGGCAGGUCGAUCCUCCGGCUCGUCAUCUAACCGUUGCAUCAUCGUCGUUUUUACUACGUUCACCACGAGGGCUCGACCAGUUUUGUUCGCAACUCGAUACGUCAUCAUGUUACUCAGCAUCAGUUGAAGGUCGCUCGCGGCUCCGAGUUGAUGUCAAUCGACAUGACUUCUUCGACCGUGCUCCUCUACAUUACGCUGCCCAACUGGAACGCCUAGACAUCCUUAAGCUACUUAUUGACAAUGGCGCGUUUGUAAAUUCUUCAGACGCCGUUGGAUUGAGCCCACUACAUAUAAGUGUGUUCCGUGGUCGACUGGAGAACGUCAAGUUUUUGAUUAAAAGUGGUGCUAGACUGAAUGCAAAAUCGGUUGAGAAGCAAACUCCUUUACACAUGGCUGCUUCGUACGGCUAUGUCGAAAUAUGUGCCGCUCUUUUGGGCGCUGGCGCUGCUAUGGAUGCGCUGGACAGUUCGGAGCGCACACCUCUCAUGUUGGCCAUGCAACAGAAUAAAAAUGACUCGAAGCGACUUGAAACGAUUCGGUUGUUAAUCUGCCACGGGGCGAACGUCAACGCAAAAGAAAUUCAUGGCGAAAGCCCGCUGGUAGCCGCGGUUUGGGCGAACGACGUCGAACUCGUUGCACUACUACUUGAAGCAGGGGCUCGUAUCAGUCCUUCUGACGGCCUUUUACAAACUGCCAUAUUGCAUCACAACCCGACCUUGGUGAAGGCUCUCCUACCAUACAUACCCUUACCUCUUGCACGUAAUUUUGUGGGGGAUACUCCUCAAUUGAUUGCAGUAAGAGAAAAACAAUUGGACAUCUUUCGUAGCCUAGUUCUUCAUGGCGCGGAUCUCACAUCAAGAAACAUCGUCGGCGAAACCCUGUUGCACUGUUUGGUGCGGAGUUUGACGGAGCCAUUCGAUCUGGCGUUAUUCCGUAGAUUUCUUCGUCUUCUUGCGGAGUUGAACUUCAGCGCUCUUAACACUGAAACUUACGUUCAGGGAGAGACACCUCUCUUCUGUGCUGUCAUUACCGGAAAACUUAAAUUCGCCAUGCUUCUUGUUGCAUUCGGGUGUAACCCGAACGCUGGACAUGCAUUCGCGUGCAAAAACAUUGACGUACUCCGUGUGGCUCGCAAAAAAGGGAGCCUUGAUCUUGUUCAUCUACUCGUUGAUGCGGGUUAUGAUCUGGGACCUGGCCUUGAACCACCUCCCCCACCUGUACCUCCGGAACUUUCGCCCAUUGAAGAUUUUCUCUCUCAUGCCUCCAAAAAUGUUUUACCACUUAAAAAACUUGCGAGACUUUCAUUGAGGAAGCAAAUUAAAUGGCCCCUACAGAAGAGUCUGGCACAGCUCCCACUUCCGCAAGCAUUAAGAAAAUAUCUGGUGUUUGCAGAACACAUUGAUCUCUACUAGACGAGGAAAAUUGAAAACUCCAUCUCUGAGGAAAUUUUGGCGGUGUGACGUGUUAGAGCGCGUACGAUUUCAAUUGUUUCCAGUUGUAUACGGUGACACUUCGGCAUCGUAUAUCUGGCUUCCGGCUUUUCAUCCGAGAGAUUUUCUCUCAACAUUUACAAGCGACCAUUCGUUCAUAUUUCUUUUUACAAUGCAUAAAUAAUACUUCUAUUGAGUAAAAGAUGCGAUGCAGGUUUGCGUUGCGUGAAUCAUAAAUAUCGUCUCUGUUAAACAAGUAAAAAUCAUAGUCACAUCUAAUUGUUUUAGGUGAUGAACAAAAAAAUACCGUUCCGGUUAAGGGCAGUGAUACAGUCAGCGUAGUGUUUGUAGAAUGUAAUGACAAAUAUUGUGAUCCUGUUUUGAAUCACUUUGAUAACUAUUAAAAACAUUCAGACAUCUAUUAAUCGUAAA